AUGGAGUUUGAUGUGUACACUUCAGUUACAUUCCCUUCCAGACCACCGCCUUCUUCGGCGCGGCGCCGGAGCUUCGCCGCGCUCCGCCUCCGAUCCCUCCCUCUCCUCUCCCUCCGCCCCCGGCCCCCCGCCACCGUCGCCGCCGCGCGCUCCUCCGUGCUCGGCUCCGGCCGCCGAUCGCCGGCGCGAGGGUUCGCCGCCUCAGCCUCAGCCUCCGCCGGCGCGGCGACGGAUGAGGGCGCCGACGUCCUGACGAGGGUUCCGCCCGACGACCGCGUACCCGCCACCAUCAUCACCGGGUUCUUGGGCUCCGGGAAGACGACUUUGUUGAAUCAUAUCUUGACAGCCGAGCAUGGAAAACGCAUAGCAGUUAUCGAAAACGAGUUCGGAGAAAUUGAUAUAGAUGGUUCUCUUGUUGCCGCAAAAACUACUGGAGUUGAAGAUAUCAUUAUGCUCAAUAAUGGUUGCCUUUGCUGUACCGUGAGGGGCGAUCUUGUCCGAAUGAUUGGUGAAUUGGUUGAUAAGAAGAAGGGAAAGUUUGAUCACAUUGUGAUAGAAACUACAGGUUUAGCCAACCCAGCACCUAUUAUCCAGACAUUUUAUGCGGAGGAUAAAAUAUUCAACGAUGUCAAGCUGGAUGGUGUUGUAACUUUGGUUGAUGCGAAGCAUGCGGGUUUUCAUUUGGAUGAGAUAAAGCCCAAAGGUGUAGUCAACGAGGCUGUUGAGCAAAUUGCGUAUGCUGACAGAAUUAUAGUGAACAAGACUGACCUUGUUGGCGAAUCCGAAGUCUCUUCAUUGGUCCAGCGGAUAAGGAAAAUAAAUCGCAUGGCUCAUUUAAAACGGGCAGAGUAUGGUAGAGUUGAUUUGGAUUAUGUUCUUGGGAUCGGAGGCUUUGAUCUGGAGAGGAUUGAGAGUGUUGUUAAUUCUGAAGGUUCACAUGAAGACCACCAUGAGCACAAGCACGAUCAUGACCAUCAUCACCACGAGCAUCAUGGCCAUGAACAUGAUCAUCAUGAUGAUUCCCAUGCGCAUGAUCAUACCCACGAUCCUGGUGUGUCUUCUGUGAGCAUUGUUUGUGAAGGGAACCUGGAUCUCGACAAGGCCAAUAUGUGGCUGGGAACAUUAUUAAUGGAGCGCAGCGAUGACAUAUAUCGGAUGAAAGGACUUCUCUCUGUUAAUGGCAUGCCCGAGAGAUUCGUCUUUCAGGGAGUUCACGACAUUUUCCAGGGAUCUCCUGAUCGAUUGUGGGGCCCGGAAGAACCGAGAAUCAACAAGAUUGUAUUCAUUGGGAAGAAUCUCGACGCGAAAGAAUUGGAGAAGGGCUUCAAAGCUUGUUUGUUGUGACGAGGACACUAUACUCAAGACCUUCAAUAUAAUCCUUUUCAGGUAUUCUACUUACAUAUUCAUACAAAUUUAAAUGCACGAUUAUCACACCGAUUCAGGGGUUACAAACUGGAAAGAGGAAGUGUCGAGCGGGUAAUGUCUCUCCUAUUUUUCAUCUUUCUUGAUGACUAGAACAGUGCUAAAAAAAAAUGUAGUAGGCUAUAGUUGUCAUAUGAUGCUGAUUUUGAGGAUUUGUAAAAUGUUAUGCAGUAUCUGAGAGGACUUUUGUUAGACUAAAACAGAGAAUCUAGACUUAUUUAAAGGAUGUUAUGACCACUCUUUUGGCUUCAUAAUUCUAAAUUUAUGUA
Molecule: messenger RNA, 1691 nt
Organism: Ananas comosus (pineapple)
Lineage: Eukaryota; Viridiplantae; Streptophyta; Magnoliopsida; Poales; Bromeliaceae
Exons: 12
Coding region: 1-1344 (447 amino acids)
Cellular component (GO): cytoplasm
Source: RefSeq, a predicted model, not a curated record